GGCGGGCCGGCGGGAGGCGGGGGUCGGCGGGCUUCCGGGCGGCGGCGGGCGCGGCGGGCGCGGCGCGAUGUGCGAGCGGGCGGCGCGCCUGUGCAGGGCCGGCGCGCACAGGCUGCUCCGGGAGCCGCCGCCGCAGGGCCGGGCGCUGGGCGGGCUGCUGCGCUGGGUGGGCGCCAGGAUGGGGGAGCCCCGGGUGCCGCUGGUCCCCGACGCCCCCGACGCCCUCGCUGUGGACCCCGCCGCGGACCCCGGCCCCUGCCCGGGCCCCGCCUCGCUGCGUGGGGGCACCGCUGUCAUCCUGGACAUUUUCCGCCGCGCGGACAAAAACGACGACGGGAAGUUGUCCCUGGAGGAGUUCCAGCUCUUCUUUGCAGAUGGCGUCCUCAACGAGACGGAGCUGGAGGGUCUCUUCCACACCAUCGACUCGGACAACACCAACCACGUGGACACCAAGGAGCUGUGCGAUUACUUUGUGGACCACAUGGGGGACUAUGAGGACGUGCUGGCCUCCCUGGAGACCUUGAACCAUUCUGUCCUGAAGGCCAUGGGCUACACCAAGAAGGUGUACGAGGGAGGAAGCAACGUGGACCAGUUUGUGACCCGCUUCCUCCUGAAGGAGACGGCCAGUCAGAUCCAGUCACUGCUGAGCUCCGUGGAGAGCGCAGUGGAGGCCAUUGAAGAGCAGACCAGCCAGAUCCGCCAGAACCACGGCAAGCCCGGCCCCGGCGUGGUGCAGACCUGGUAUGGGAGCCCCACUGCCCCCUGCGUCCCCAGCCACAAGCUCAUGGCUGCAGAACGGGAGAGGAGCCUGCCUUCCGUCACCUCAGACGCCAAGGAGGAGGGCCUGGAAGCCCAGAUCAGCCGCUUGGCAGAGCUGAUAGGACGGCUGGAGAGCAAGACCCUCUGGUUUGACCUGCAGCAGCGCCUCUCAGAUGAAGAAGGCACUAACAUGCACCUGCAGCUGGUCCGGCAGGAGAUGGCCGUGUGCCCUGAGCAGCUCGGGGACUUCCUGGACUCGCUGCGGCAGUACCUGCGGGGCACUGCGGGAGCCAGGAGCUGCUUCCACAUCGCCGCUGGGAGGCUGUCGGACGGCUUCACCUUCGUGGUGUACGAGUUCUGGGAGACGGAGGAGGAGUGGAAGAGGCACCUGCAGAGCCCCGUGUGCAAGGCGUUCCGGCACGUCAAGGUGGACACGCUGAGCCAGCCGGAGGCCCUCGCCCGGAUCUCGGUGCCAGCUGCCAGGAGUUUUAGUCCACACACGGGUGCUCAGCAUCAGUGCCCGGUGUGCAGAGGGUCCGAGAGCUGCCUGGUGCACGGUGGGCCGAGACUGACCUGCUCCCCAACGCCCUGCGGACGAGCCUGGCUCCCUCCCUCUCUUCUUACAAAGGUCGCCCCCUCUUUUCUAGAAACUUUGGUACAUGAGCGGUCUUUUCCAUAUACUUCCAAACGAGAAUGUAUUUCCCCACUGUUUGAAGUGAAGGCGAACCCCCUUUCCCGGUACCCUCACCCCCCACUGCACCCGCCUUUCCUGGCCUCCUCCUCGCAGGCCACACCCCUCCCUCCGCCUCUUCCGCUCCUGGUCUACAUUCCUCUACCUGGUAGGAGUCAACACCCUGUAGUGCCCAACCUAGGCCUGUGCCCAGUCUGCACACGGCAGUAGUGCCCACACAGCCAGUGCCACGCUAGGCCAACAGCCGCCGCUGGGAUAAGCACAAAAUAAACUCCCGUUGGGAACAGUCA
Molecule: messenger RNA, 1740 nt
Organism: Pipistrellus kuhlii (Kuhl's pipistrelle)
Lineage: Eukaryota; Metazoa; Chordata; Mammalia; Chiroptera; Vespertilionidae
Gene: NECAB2
Product: N-terminal EF-hand calcium binding protein 2
Exons: 14
Coding region: 68-1660 (530 amino acids)
Biological process (GO): regulation of amyloid precursor protein biosynthetic process
Cellular component (GO): cytoplasm
Molecular function (GO): calcium ion binding
Source: RefSeq, a predicted model, not a curated record